Molecule: messenger RNA, 651 nt
Organism: Hansenula anomala
Lineage: Eukaryota; Fungi; Ascomycota; Saccharomycetes; Phaffomycetales; Wickerhamomycetaceae
Gene: RHO3
Product: Rho family GTPase RHO3
Exons: 2
Coding region: 1-651 (216 amino acids)
Biological process (GO): small GTPase-mediated signal transduction
Molecular function (GO): GTPase activity; GTP binding
Source: RefSeq, a predicted model, not a curated record
AUGCCUUUAUGUGGUAGUUCCAAAAAACCAAUCCAACGUAAAAUUGUCAUUCUUGGUGAUGGUGCAGCUGGUAAAACUUCAUUAUUGAAUGUUUUCACAAGGGGUUAUUUCCCACAAGUUUAUGAGCCAACAGUUUUUGAGAACUACGUCCAUGAUAUAUUUGUUGAUGGUAAACCAAUAAAAUUAUCAUUAUGGGAUACUGCGGGACAAGAAGAAUUUGAUCGUCUUAGAUCAUUAAGUUAUUCAGAUACUCAUACGAUAAUGUUGUGUUUUGCUAUUGAUUCGAAAGAUUCUUUGGAGAAUGUACAGAAUAAAUGGGUUGGUGAGAUUGCUGAUCAUUGUGAAGGUGUUAAAUUAGUUUUAGUUGCUUUGAAAUGUGAUUUAAGAAAUGAUGAUGGUGAUGAUGAAGAUGAAGAUGAACAUUUGAAUGGUGUUGGUUCAGGUUCUGGAAGAUCUAAUUUGAUAACUUAUGAAGAAGGUUUAGAAAUGGCUAAAAAAAUCGGGGCGUUAAGGUAUUUGGAAUGUAGUGCUAAAAAGAAUAGAGGUGUUAAUGAAGCAUUCACAGAAGCUGCAAGAUGUGCUUUAACUGCAAAGCCAAAGGGUGCUAAUGAUGAUGAUGAAGAUCAAGGUGGUAGUUGUAUAAUUAUGUAA